GUAGAACAACAUGUCAUUGAUCUUCCUAACAAUUCAUCCUCGCAUAGUCCGGAUCCAAAUGAUGCUGCAAUACCUACUGGCCCUGGUAAAAAUGUUGUACCCAAAUUCAGUUUGGGACCCAAAAGAAAUUGUCGUGUACUACGAGCAGUUGUGUUUGUGCAUGGAUUUCAGGGGCACCAUCUUGAUUUACGACUUGUUCGGAAUCAAUGGCUUUUGAUAGAUCCUGGAGCUGAAUGUCUCAUGUCAGAAGCUAAUGAAGAAAAGACAACAGGAGAUUUUAGAGAAAUGGGUCGAAGGUUGGCUUUGGAAGUGGUUGCCUUCCUUAGGAAGAAAAUGGAUAAGCUUUCAAGAUAUGGAGGCUGUAAAGUCACAAAGCUUAGUUUUGUUGGGCAUUCUAUUGGAAACAUCAUCAUCAGGAGUGCCUUAACAGAGAGUGUAAUGGGACCUUUCUUGAAGCACUUGUAUACAUAUAUGUCAAUAUCAGGGCCACAUUUAGGGUAUUGGUACAGCUCAAACUCUUUGUUCAAUUCAGGAUUGUGGCUUUUGAAGAAACUCAAAGGAGCUCAGUGCAUUAAUCAACUUACUUCUACUGAUGAUCCAGAUCUUCAGAAUACAUUCUUUUACAAGCUCUGUAAGCAGAAGACAUUGGAAAAUUUCAAAAACAUUAUCCUGGUAUCUUCCCCACAGGAUGGUUACGUUCCUUACCAUUCUGCCAGAAUUGAACUGUGCCAGGCAUCGUCUUGGGAUCAGUCAAAGAAGUCUCACAUCUUCAUGGACAUGCUCAACAAUUGCUUGGAUCAAAUCCGUGCUCCUUCAUCUGAACGGAGAGUAUUCAUGCGGUGUGAUGUGAAUUUUGACACAUCUUCUCAAGUGAGGAACUUGAAUACAAUCAUCGGGCGAGCAGCACACAUAGAGUUUCUUGAGACCGACAUAUUUGCAAAGUUCAUCAUGUGGUCCUUUCCAGAAUUCUUCCUUUGACGAGUGCACUUGUGAAACAGCUUUAGCUUCUCGUGUUCUCACUUCUUUGUCAUCCAUUUCUGUUGUCCCCACUAACAUUAGUGCAGCUGCUAAUAUGAUAUGCUAAGAGGUCAUUACGAUGCUCUGGGAGUGAACACAUGGAGCAUCGAGCUGGAAUGAAACACAUAGGAGUCUGUUGUAUAGUAUCUUCAUUCUAAAAUUCAUUUAUUUCAUUCCUUUUUUUUUCAUGAAUGUACAUGUAAUCACCUUUCUCAUAUAUAACAUUAUUUAAUCUUUUUCCUCACAGAAUUCUGCGAGGUUAUGUAAAGGUAAUAUGCAUCUGGUAAGUGUAAAUAUAAUAAGCUGGAAUUAGGAGUGUUUCAUAGUA
This is a messenger RNA of Musa acuminata AAA Group (dessert banana), 1345 nucleotides long. RefSeq lists its product as uncharacterized. The record is from RefSeq and is a predicted model, not a curated record. NCBI's taxonomy places the organism in Eukaryota, Viridiplantae, Streptophyta, Magnoliopsida, Zingiberales, Musaceae. The transcript is spliced from 5 exons. The annotation marks the transcript as partial.